Camelus dromedarius (Arabian camel) is the source of this 6658-nucleotide messenger RNA. It is a transcript of the gene ABHD13, whose product is annotated as abhydrolase domain containing 13. Gene Ontology annotation, cellular component: membrane. Gene Ontology annotation, molecular function: palmitoyl-(protein) hydrolase activity. Lineage: Eukaryota; Metazoa; Chordata; Mammalia; Artiodactyla; Camelidae. The transcript is spliced from 2 exons. Bases 2586 to 3761 code for a protein of 391 amino acids. The record is from RefSeq and is a predicted model, not a curated record.
ACCAGAUCUGACACCUAGUGCUUAGGUAUUGCUUUUGUAGUUUUGAAGCUUGGAUUUUUGUUACUUCAUUUACCUGCUUUUCUCCAGCUUAACAUAGUGCUCAUUGCAGUAAAACUUGCUACAACUGGGUGGCAGUGUUGAUUUCAGAGAAACUUCAGAAAAAUGCUAUGCUGUUGGGUUAUGUUCAAAGAGAAUCAUUGGAACAAAAACUCAAAUUUGAAAGUCCAUGUUUAGUGAAAUUGUAAAAUAUUUUUGGUGCUAUAAUAUUGAAAAAUCGAAUUUAUUAAAUCAUCUAACUCAUUUUUAUAGUCAGUCUAAGUUGAUUUUCAGUGUUUGUAUCUAAUUUGAUGAACUAAACUACUACAUUUAUUAGCUUAUGGCAUGCAAUAAAAUUUCAAAAAUAUGUCAUUAACAAAUAUUUAUUAAAUUUAAGAAUAACUUCUUUAUAGUAGUUUUGUUAGUAAAAGAGAAAUGUAAUAUUUCUUAAAAAUUGAUAACUAUCUAGGUAGAUGACUGCUACAUAAAAAAAAGUAAAUCUCACCUUGUCUCCCUUUUUAAGACAGCAUGCAUAAACUUUUUUGAUAACAAAAAAUUGACUUCUGAAAGCUUUUAUUUUUUUUCACGUUAUAUUUUUCAGCAAAUUUUAAAAGAUUUUUCUCCAGUAAGUCAUUUUCUUCAUUUAUCUCUGUUUCUCAAAUAGAACUGGUGUGUCUUUGUUUCACACUUAUCCCCCACGUGUUUAUAGCCUUAAGAGUAAAUCAUAGCAAUCUGUUUUGAAUCUGGUAUGAAAUUGCAAUAAGGACUGUAUAAAAGAUUUAGCAUACUUCAUAAUACUAGCAAGCUAACGUUUCUUUUUAAUCAGAUGUAAAAGACAAAUUAUUAAACUUUUUCCUAAAAAUAGUACAAUAUUAGAAACUAGUGGCUAAUUUAAACUAUUGUUUUAAAUUUAGCUGUGAGGAUCUCCAAAUACAGGAGGAAAUAUUUUAGUUUUUCUUAUGCUAGUUUAAUUAUAAUUUUUUUCUAUAAUGUGAAAAAACUGACAAUAAAUUAUAUCAGAUUGGGCUUGAUAGGUUAGAAUCUGUUAACUACAUCUUUAAAUAAAAUUUGCCCUCAGCUUAUCUGGCUCAGUAGAGUUGUGGGCUACAAAAUCAAUAUACAGAAAUCUGUCAUGUUUCUAUAUGUUAACAAUGAACUAUCAAAGAAAUUAAAACAAUCCCAUUUACAAUUCCACCAAGAAGAAUAAAAUAACUAAGAAUAAAUUUAUCUAAGGAGGUAAAAGAACUGUGCACUGAAGACUGUAAGACAUUAAUGAAAGAAAUUGAAGAAUACACAAAAAAAUGGAAAGGUAUUUAGUGCUUAUGGAUUGGAAGAACUAACAUUGUUAAGAUGUUCAUACUGGUGAAAGCAAUCCACAGAUUCAGUGCAAUCUGUAUCAAAAUUCCAAUGGCAUUUCUCAGACAAAUAGAGCAAAUAAUCCUCAAAUUUGUAUGGAACCACAAGUGACUCUGAAUAGCCAAAUCAAUCUUGAGAAAGGCAAACAAAACUGGAGACAUUGUGCUCCCUGAUUUCAAACUAUAUUACUGUAGUAAUUACUGUAGUAAUCAAAACAGUAUGCUGUUAGCAUAAAAACAAACAUAUCAGUGGAACAGAAUAGCCCAGAAAUAAACCCAUGCAUAUAUGGUCAAUUAAUUUAUGACAAAGGAGCCAUGAAUAUACAAUGGAGAAUGGACAGUCCCUUCAAUAAAUGAUGCUGGGAAAACGAUGCAGAAUGAAACUGGACUGCUGUCUUAUACACACAAAAAUUAACUCAAAAUGAAUUAAAGACUCUAACAUAAGACCUGAAAGCACAAAACCCAUAGAAGAAAACACAGGUGGUAACUCCUUGGCAUUGACUUUUGCAGUGAUGUUUUGGAUCUGACCCUAAGAGCAAAGGCAACAGAAGUAACAAUAAAGUGGGACUACAUCAAACUAAAAAGCUUUUUUGCACAGCAAAGGAAACCAUCAACCAAAUGAGAAUGCAACCUGCUGAAUGGGAGAAAAUGUUUGCAAAUCAAAUACUGAUAAAGAGUUAAUAUCCAAAAUAUAUAAAGAACUCACACAACUCAAUAGCACAAAAAUUCAAGCAGCUUGAUUAAAAAAAUGGACAGAAUAUCUGAAUACUUUUUUUUUCCAAAGAUGACAUACAGAUGUCCAACAGAUGCAUGAAAAGAGGCUGAUGAUCUUCAGUAAUCACCAGGGCAGUGCAGAUCAAAACUACAUUGAGAUGUUACCUUAUACCUGUUAGAAUGGCCAUUAUCAAAAAGAUAAGAGAUAACAAGUUUUGGUGAGGAUGUGGAGAAAAGGAAACCUUUGUGAACUGUUGGUGGGAAUGUAAAUUGGUACAGCCUCUAUGAAAAAUGGUAUAGAGAUUCCUCAAAAAAUUAAAAAUGAAAUAACCAAAUGAGCCAGCAAUUCCACUUCUUGAUAUUUAUCCAAAGAAAAUGAAAACACUAACUAAAAAAAGAUAUAUGCACCUCCAUGUUCAUUGCAGCAUUAUUUACAGUAGCCAAGAUAUGGAGACAGUCUAGGUGUUCAUUAAUGGAUGAAUGGAUAAAGAAAAUGUGGGGUGUGUAUACACGCAUGCACGUGCGCACACACGCACACACAGUGGAAUAUUACUCAGCCAUAAAAAGAAUGAAAAUUUGCCAUUUGCAGCAACAUGGAUGGACCUUGAGGGAAUUUUACUGAGACACGUACGAAGAGCCACAAUGGAAAAGUCCUGGACGCUGUGGAACUUUGUUGAAAGAUGGCUAAUAGCCUUGGCUUCAUGGUCUUGGGCUCUCUGCCGCAUUUCACUUUUACCUUUAAUAGUGACUUUUCACCUGUAUGGAGGCAUUAUCUUACUUCUGUUAAUAUUCAUAUCAAUAGCAGGCAUUCUGUAUAAAUUCCAGGACGUGUUGCUCUACUUCCCAGAACAGCCGUCGUCUUCACGCCUUUAUGUUCCCAUGCCCACUGGUAUUCCACAUGAAAACGUUUUCAUCAGAACCAAAGACGGAGUGCGUCUGAAUCUCAUUUUGAUAAGAUACACUGGAGACAGUUCGCCCUAUUCCCCAACGAUAAUUUAUUUUCAUGGGAAUGCAGGCAACAUAGGUCACAGGCUACCAAAUGCGCUGCUCAUGCUGGUCAACCUCAAAGUUAACCUUCUGCUUGUUGAUUACCGAGGCUAUGGGAAGAGCGACGGAGAAGCGAGCGAGGAGGGGCUGUGCUUAGACUCCGAGGCUGUGCUGGACUACGUGAUGGCCAGGCCCGACCUCGACAAAACAAAAAUUUUUCUUUUUGGCCGUUCCUUGGGAGGAGCAGUGGCUAUUCAUUUGGCUUCUGAAAAUGCACAUAGGAUUUCAGCCAUUAUGGUGGAGAACACAUUUUUAAGUAUACCACAUAUGGCCAGCACUUUAUUUUCAUUCUUCCCAAUGCGUUACCUUCCUUUAUGGUGCUACAAAAAUAAAUUUUUGUCCUACAGAAAAAUCUCUCAGUGCAGAAUGCCUUCUCUUUUCAUCUCUGGACUCUCCGACCAAUUAAUUCCACCAGUAAUGAUGAAGCAGCUUUAUGAACUCUCCCCCUCUCGGACUAAGAGAUUAGCCAUUUUUCCUGAUGGAACUCAUAAUGAUACGUGGCAGUGCCAGGGUUACUUCACUGCCCUUGAACAGUUCAUCAAAGAAGUAAUAAAGAGUCAUUCUCCUGAAGAAAUAGCAAAAACUUCAUCUAAUGUAACAAUUAUAUAAUGUUUUUCUUUUUGAUUAAUGUACUGUAUUUUAAUUUGUGCAGAAUGAUAAAGAAUGUUCCUUUCUAGAAGUGUGUUAUGUCUGUACUUGUCUGAAGAGUGACAUUAAACUUUGAAAGGACUUCAUUGCUCCUUUGAGAUGAUCCAAAUAGUUUUUUACAUUUGAAGAACGAUAAUUCUUGGAAUUACUUCAUACGUUUUCAUCAAACCUUUCAAUGUGAUUGUGUGUUUGUGUCUUUAGUUUAAUAUGCUAGUAUAAUAGCAUAUUAUAUUCAAAAGUUUCUUGUUGCUACAGCUGUGUAAUCUAUGUGACACUUCGAUUAAUGGCUAGGUGUGGAAGGAGACACGAAAACAAGAAACCUUUGGGUAUUAUUCCUUUAGUAAAUAUUGGGACAAUCAUGGUAAGCAAACUUAGUUCUGUAAUUGCAUUUUUCACCUUAAAAGUUAAAAUGAAAUGCAUGAUGGUAUUUUAUUCCUUGACUUACGCAAUGCCAUGUUUUUACUGUAAAUAGUACUGGUCAUAUGCCAAUGUACAUGAUGCCCUGGGUCAUAGCUAUUUUUAUGUAAACUCUGUUUUGUUUUUAGCAAGAUAUGAAAUUGAGGCCUGCGUGCAGGUUGCCAUUGAAUUUUGCUCUGGUGAAUGCUGAGAUCCAGCUUUUUCUUACAAAUAAAUGGGACCCCAUUUUCCAAUAGAAAUGUACCAUGUUUUGUUAGGUACAGUCUGACAUGUUGGAUCAUGGCAUGUAAAAAUAGAAAUUUAGAAUUUUACUGCAGCUUUGAUGUGCAUAUUUGAACUUUUUAACAUUUGUAAUUUUGGUGGCAAAGAAAUUUUAGCUUCUGUCAGUUUUGUAAGUCUACAGCUGAACCCCUAAUAGCAGUCAUAACGAAGAUCAGAACUUGUUUAAGAAUUAAUUAGGAAGUCUUACCAUUAUUCCAUUGUACAUACUAUUUUACAGAAAUUUCCACAUAUGAUUUUUAAGUCCCAAUAUCUUGGUGUAUCUAUCCCACUAAAGCCAAGAUACCAUUUAUUGGACUUUCUGAAAAUAAAACUUACAAAAACAAAAGUUAAAAAAAAAAAGCAGGCUGUCUUCUUUGGUCUGAUGUUUUAGUUACGAAACAGAAGAGCUGCAUCGAGAGUUCUAGGAAGCCUGACUCAUUUAUGUUCUCCUUGUAGGACUGUGCGAGUGAAGGGACGCUAGAGCUUUUAAAUCACAGAACCUGUCAGCACCUUUAAUUAAAUGGCUGUCAGUGGGAAGUAGUGUUUGGACAUACAGAAGAGUAAGAAAAAUCUUACGUAGAGAAGAGCCCCUUAAAACUUACAGGAUUUACCUUAAAAAUAUAAGCUAUGAGGCAUAGUUGUGCUAAGUUUUUUCAAGCAGUCCUCAAAAAUUAGAUGUAAUUGAGCUCUGUACGGCGUUAUGUCAGCUCCAACAUAUAAUAUUUUUUGAAUAUUUUAGCUAUAUUUAUUGGCUUUGUGCAAGCAGCUAGGGCAGAGAAAUAAUAGGUCAAUAAUCUUGACCUUAAUUUAAAACUUUCCAUGGAGAUAGGGCUAGAAAUACUUUUGCCAAAUAACAUUCCUAUCAUUCACUUUAUGUCAAUAUUUAGGAAAAAGUAAAUUAUAGCAAGUAUGAUUUCUAAAGGAUGUUUUCUAUAAAUUGUAAAAAAAAAUCAUGCUUUUUAUAAAAAAAAAAGUUGGUAACGCGUAUCAUGGAAGGUGUAUUUUGUAUGUGUAAAUUCACUACAAUUAAAGGCUACUUUUCAUCUUGUCAAUCAUUGCUAUGUAGAAUGAGUAUCCUAAAUAGUAACGCAUUAAAAAGAAAACAGUUACUACAACAAAGUGUAGUGUAUUUAGACGUGAGCUUAUACACGGCACACCUUAGACUUCUAUCAUUCUUCAAGUUUACAGAGGACCUUCUUAGGUUUUCAUGUAAUCAUUUAGUCUCCCACGCUGUGGAGGAAUAUAUCAACUUUAGUUAUAAAUAUUAUGCUGAUGAAGCAUAAAAAGCUUUUUCUUCGGCAGUGUUUCAUUUUAUGCUGCCUUUUGUUCUCUUUCAGUACUCCAGAUUUACAGUCACCCUCCCCCCCGGCUUUUUUUUUUAAUCCGGGACUUCGGAAGUUCUGGAGUACUUGUGUUUCUCCCUCCCUCCAUUCCCUUUCCUUCUGCAGCAAAGGGAAGAGGUUGCGUCUAGGGUUGUAGUCCAUCCUUCUUUCCUGGCUUCUGUACUGGGGACUGUUUCCUUAGAUGGGAAGGAGGUAGAAAGCAAACUCCUAUCAUCAGGGGCCCACAAACCCCAUGGCAUCAGUUUUAUAAAAUGUGUCUAAUUUUGUGGCCAUAGCAAUUGGUCUUAAUAAAACAUGGAUUCUUCAUGGGUCACACCCUCAUUUUGGACCCAUCUCUUAGUGGGAGUAAGGGUGUGUCCAUCUUGUUUAUUAAUUUUUGCUCAUUUACACAUGAGCAUCCCCUAUAGGAGUUUCUGAAUUGAGUUUUUAAAGUUACUAAGCUACUGUAAUUUGGAAAUUCUAGAAUGAUUUUAGAUGGCAAGAUAAAACUCAUUUAGAUCAAAAUCGAUUAUUUUAAAAGGAAUUACUCGGGGUAAAAUGACAAAAAGGAUCCUAAAAUGAUAUUGCAAAAUGCGGAAAGAAAUCAUUUGUAACAGAUAAAAGUGCAAAUAGGAUAGAAACAACUGGAUGGGGAAAUGUGACAUAGUUCUCAAGCUUCGAUCUAGGAAGUAAUUAGCUGAUGAGAUUGGUGAUGAGGAAACCUAAUAUUCAGAACAAAACAAGGCAUUUCUAACAGAAGGUCAUUGGAGUCCUGAUGUUGCCCCUACCCUGUGCUUUUGCAAAUACUUUGGCUGUAAAAUUGGUGUUUUCAUUAAAAUGGUAUUUCGAAUUUUGUUA